CGGAACUCCUUGCUUAUUCUCCAGAUCCAAUGGUGCCUCUCUUCUUAACAAUGGCACCUAGCAGGGCAUUCAGCAAUGCUUUGCGAAGCCAGAGAACGUGCGUACAAGCCACCUCCACACCGUCGCUCGCUCGGCGGAGAUGCCUCGCUUCAGUUUCCUCAUCGGCUGCCUCGCCGGGGAAGAUAGCACCGUUGGAGGGAAUCCGUGUGCUUGAUAUGACCAGAGUCUUGGCUGGACCGUACUGUACACAGAUAUUAGGAGAUCUAGGGGCGGAAGUGAUCAAAAUCGAGCAUCCGACUCGUGGAGAUGACACCCGAGCUUGGGGACCACCUUUCGCCAAGUACAAAGCAGGAGCCACAGCGAAAGGAGGCGGAGCAGGAGAGAGCGCAUAUUUCAUUGGUGUCAACCGCAACAAGAAAUCCGUCGGCCUCUCAUUCCAACAUCCAGACGGCGUCAAAAUCCUACAUGAACUAGCAAAGACGUCGGAUGUGCUUGUGGAGAACUACAUCCCAGGCGCACUAAAGAAAUAUCAAUUAGACUAUGAAUCACUUCGUAAGAUCAAUCCUCGCCUAAUUUACGCCUCGAUAACCGGCUAUGGCCAGACCGGUCCCUACAGCUCCCGCGCAGGCUACGACGUUAUGGUCGAAGCCGAAAUGGGCCUCAUGCACAUCACUGGCGAACGCGGUGGGUCGCCCGUCAAAGUCGGCGUCGCCGUCACCGACCUCACAACCGGCCUAUACACAUGCAAUGCGGUCAUGGCAUCCUUACUCGCGCGCCAGAAGACGAAUCACGGCCAGCAUCUCGACGUGGCCCUGUCGGACUGCCAGGUCGCCACGCUCGCCAACAUCGCCAGCAGCGUGCUGAUCAGUGGGGAGCGCGAUGGCGGCCGCUGGGGCACGGCGCAUCCGUCCAUCGUGCCGUACAAGGGAUUCAAGACGUCAGAUGGCGAUAUCAUGCUCGGAGGCGGGAACGAUCGCUUGUUCGGCGUUAUUUGCGACAAGAUCGGGCGGCCCGAGUGGAAAAGUGACCCGCGGUUCGUCACGAACGAUGUGCGCGUCAAGAACCGAGAGAUUCUCGAGAACAUGAUCGAGGAAAUCACCGUCCUGAAGACGACCAAGGAAUGGCUGGACGUCUUGGAGGGUAGCGGCAUGCCGUAUGCGGCCAUCAACGAUGUCAAAGAUACUUUGGAGCACGAGCAUGUUCGGGCUCGAGGCAUGGUCACACAGGUUGAGCACGAAGCGUGUGGGAGUAUGAAGCUUGUCAGUCCGCCGGUCAAGUACUCAGAGAGCAAGACCGGCGUGAGGAUGCCGCCGCCGACACUGGGCCAGCAUACUGAUCAUGUGCUCAAGGAGGUGUUGGGGAUGGGUGGAGAGGAGGUUGAGAAGUUGAGGACGUCGGGAGUCGUCGCUUGAUGUUGCUGAGUUGCAAAGACAUCAAGGCUCACCAGUGCCUAAUAGCCUUUUCUUUCUAAAAGAAAAAAGUACAAAGGAAGGCUGUCACAGUUGAUAGCACUAACAACGGCUUGCAUUCA
This is a messenger RNA of Exophiala xenobiotica, 1531 nucleotides long. RefSeq lists its product as uncharacterized. The transcript is spliced from 7 exons. Gene Ontology annotation, molecular function: catalytic activity. The coding region runs from base 30 to 1412 and encodes 460 amino acids. The record is from RefSeq and is a predicted model, not a curated record. NCBI's taxonomy places the organism in Eukaryota, Fungi, Ascomycota, Eurotiomycetes, Chaetothyriales, Herpotrichiellaceae.